AUGUAUCAAUUACAUUAUUUGUUAAAUUUACUUCUGCUUGUUAGCUCUUUUUCAGUUGUAAAUGCAGCUUUGCCGGUAGGUUGUACAUUUGACACCCAUAAAAAGGCUCUAAGUUGUGUUACCAGUAUUCCAUGUAAUGAAGCAAGUAUUUUUACAAAGGAUAUUAGUACAGAAACUUGGAUUAACCCAAGAGAUGGUAAGAAAUAUCCAGCUAAAUGGGAGACAAUUUGUACACCAAAGGAACAAAUAUCUAUUAGCACCAAUGUUACCACAAUUUACAAAAACUUUCCAAAAUUGAAAAAAAGAUGGUUCAACAUUUUUGACCGUUCUACCACAACCUCGAAGUUUUCAAUGUCUCCAUUCCCUACAAUGUCUAUGUCUCCAUUCCCCACAAUGUCUAUGUCGCCAUUCCCUACAAUGUCUAUGUCGCCAUUCCCUACAAUGUCUAUGGCACCUUUCCCUUCUGGAUUCCCAUUUGAUGAUUGUGGUCCUUGUGCAAGUAAAAAGUUACACACAACUAGCUACGUUUACACAUAUUGGACUGGUAAGUUUACGUCAACCUUCAAAACUACAACAACUACCUUUACUGGCACAGAUGGAAAGGAAACAACGGAAACUAUUUAUUUUGUAGAAACACCACCAAAAGGCCGUAUUUCGACAAGUUUUACAUAUUGGACAGGGGAUUAUACUUCAACAUUUUCAACGCUAUUUUCAACGUAUACAGGUACUGAUAGAUGUAAGACAACCGAUACUGUGUAUAUUGUCGAAACUCCUUCUCGUGCAACAACUUCUACAACUACUACAUAUUGGACUGGUGACUUCACCUCAACAUACUCUACAAAUAUCAAGACUGUCACUGGAACCGAUGGCAGUGAAACUACCGAGACAAUCUAUUAUGUCGAAACUCCAGUACAUGCUUCCACUUCUACCACCACCACUUAUUGGACUGGCGACUUCACCUCAACAUACUCUACAAAUAUCAAGACUGUCACUGGAACCGAUGGCAGUGAAACUACCGAGACAAUCUAUUAUGUCGAAACUCCAGUACAUGCUUCCACUUCUACCACCACCACUUAUUGGACUGGUGACUUCACCUCAACAUACUCUACAAAUAUCAAGACUGUCACUGGAACCGAUGGCAGUGAAACUACCGAGACAAUCUAUUAUGUCGAAACUCCAGUACAUGCUUCCACUUCUACCACCACCACUUAUUGGACUGGCGACUUCACCUCAACAUACUCUACAAAUAUCAAGACUGUCACUGGAACCGAUGGCAGUGAAACUACCGAGACAAUCUAUUAUGUCGAAACUCCAGUACAUGCUUCCACUUCUACCACCACCACUUAUUGGACUGGUGACUUCACCUCAACAUACUCUACAAAUAUCAAGACUGUCACUGGAACCGAUGGCAGUGAAACUACCGAGACAAUCUAUUAUGUCGAAACUCCAGUACAUGCUUCCACUUCUACCACCACCACUUAUUGGACUGGUACCUAUGAUUCAACUUAUUCUACUGGAUUUACCACUAUAACCGGUACCGAUGGUAAUGAAACCACUGAAACAAUUUACUACGUCGAGACUCCUAUUAGGGCAACUUUAAGUACCUCUACAUCAUACUGGACACUAUCUGGCUUCUCAACAGUUACUCUUUACACUACUACUUUUACCGGUGAAGAUUCCUUUGAAACUACUGAAACUGUAUACGAAGUUCUAGUUCCAAUAUUUGAGACCACAGUUACAAUCACCACUGAUUUUCCAGAUUUCAUUCAAGUCGUGCAGACACCAUCGACAUAUUCAUCAGAAUACACAACUGUCACUAACAAAUUUGGUAAAGUAUUUGCAGUUAUGGUUUAUUACGUCUGGUUUCCUCCAAGUAGUACUCAAACCCAAGAAGAAACACUUUCUCAAUUGAAUUUCUUAUUUUAA
Messenger RNA from Vanderwaltozyma polyspora DSM 70294, 1926 nucleotides. RefSeq lists its product as uncharacterized. The transcript has a single exon. Gene Ontology annotation, biological process: flocculation. The coding region runs from base 1 to 1926 and encodes 641 amino acids. Lineage: Eukaryota; Fungi; Ascomycota; Saccharomycetes; Saccharomycetales; Saccharomycetaceae. The record is from RefSeq and is a predicted model, not a curated record.